AUGGCCUCUAUUCGCGUUCUUUCCUUCGAUGCUGAGGGCCGUCCCGUGCAGUUUACUUCCUGGCUCGACGACCUGCAGUUGUAUCUUAUGAGCAAUAGCACGGACCACAUCUCCCUCUAUGACUACGCGUCUGGUGCUGCCGCUGCUCCUGCUGCCACAGCCGAGCUUAGUGUUCGUUCCCACUGGCAGACUCGUGACGCAGCUGCUCGCCUAGCCAUUCGCAGUCACCUGCCGCUAGCUGAGCUCGAGCAUUUUGGCGACUGCAAAUCCGCUAAGGCCCUGUACGAUGCUGUCGUUGCUCGCUACUCCUCGCCUGCCACAGCCGAGCUUAGCCGCCUCAUGCUGCCGUACCUGUUCCCCGAUCUGUCCACCUUUGCUACAGUCGCCGAUCUUAUCACCCACCUUCGCACUAGUGAUGCUCGCCUGCGUGCCGCCCUUCCCACCGAGUUCUGCGCUAAGAACCCCCCUCCACUGUACUGGACACUCCACUUCAUAGUCACCCGUCUCCCUGACACCCUCAGCUCAGUUCGAGACCACUUCCUUGCUCGCUGUCCCACUGAGCUCACAGUCACCCUCCUAGAGGAGCAGCUGCUCGCGGCCGAAAAGAGCAUUGUAGCUGUCGGUGCUGCUCGUGGCGCUCCUCGCACCCCCAUCUUUGAGGGGUGUUCUCCCUCUCCCCUCGCUCCCUCCUACGCUGCUGCUGCUGCUGUUGACUUCCUUGGUGCUGAGUCUGUUGGCGCUGCUUCUGCUCCUGGUGGGAGGCGCCGCACCGGCAAGGGCAAGGGGGGCAAGGGUGGUGGUGGUGGCGCUGGGGGGGGAGGAGGUGGGGGAGGUGGGGGGGGAGGCGGUGCUGGAGGGAGCGGUGGCGGGAGCGCUGGUGGGAGUGGGGUCGGUGGUGGAGGCGGGGGCGGCGGAGGAAGCAGUGGCAGUAGUGGCGGCGGCGGCGGUGGCGGCGGUGGCGGCGGUGGCGGCGGUGGCGGUGGUGGCGGUGGUGGCGGUGGCGACGUGUGGGAGGUUCCACACCCCGUACCGCUGCUUCUCCCGCCUUGA
Closterium sp. Yama58-4 is the source of this 1050-nucleotide messenger RNA. The record is from the annotation of a GenBank genome assembly. NCBI's taxonomy places the organism in Eukaryota, Viridiplantae, Streptophyta, Zygnematophyceae, Desmidiales, Closteriaceae.